Durio zibethinus is the source of this 1472-nucleotide messenger RNA. The record is from RefSeq and is a predicted model, not a curated record. NCBI's taxonomy places the organism in Eukaryota, Viridiplantae, Streptophyta, Magnoliopsida, Malvales, Malvaceae.
UUCAUUUAUAACAUUUUCUUUCUCUCUUUCACCUUCUGCCUUUUUUUGCUCUUGAUUGAUGUAAUCAAAAAACUUUUGACAUGGGGAAGCUGAACCAGAAAUACAACUCAAGAUCAUGGUUCAGGAAGACAAAGCAGAUGCAAAUUUGGUUGAGCAAAGAAAUGGAAGUAGCCAGUCGACAAUCACUCAACAUAGAAGCUAUAAAUGGUGGAUCCUAAUGGCAAUAUAUUCAUCCUUUCUCCUCGCUGGCCAGUCAGUGGCUACACUUCUUGGAAGACUGUACUAUAACAAAGGUGGAAACAGCAAGUGGAUGGCAACCCUAGUUCAACCUGGGGGCUUCCCAAUUCUCAUUCCCUUGUAUUACCUUUCAUCAUAUAAAAUUUCAACAGAAAACAGUAGCAGCAACAUAAUAAUAACAAAACCACCGUCUGUUUUAGUCCUGUCAGCUAUGUAUGUUGCACUUGGAGUACUUCUGGCAGCAGAUUGCCUGUUGUAUUCACUUGGGCUUUUAUACCUUCCGGUCUCCACUUAUUCCCUCAUUUGUGCUUCUCAGUUAGCCUUCAAUGCCUUGUUUUCCUUCUUCUCACAAAAGUUCACUGCUUUCAUAAUCAACUCCCUUGUCCUCCUUACUAUCUCUUCUAUCCUUCUUGUAUUCCAAAACGAUUCCUCUGGUGGAUCCAAUCAUGUUUCCAAAGGAAAGUAUGUAAUCGGAUUUGUAUGUACCGUUACUGCUUCAGCUGGGUACGGAUUAAUGGUGUCUUUAACACAACUCUGUUUCCAGAAGGUUUUGAAGAAACAAACAUUCAAGGUUGUCUUAGACAUGAUAAUCUAUCAAUCACUGGUUGCAACUUUGAUAAUCCUCGUGGGAUUUUUCGCUAGUGGGGACUGGAAAAGUAUUAAGAGAGAAAUGGAAAGGUUUGAACUAGGAAAGGUAUCCUACGUGAUGGUUCUAGUUUGGAUUGCUAUAGCUUGGGAUGUUUUCUCAAUUGGUGCGGUGGGGUUGAUCUUCGAAGUCUCCUCACUUUUCUCAAACGUCAUCAGCACUCUAGGGCUACCCAUUGUUCCAAUCUCGGCAAUCAUAUUUUUCCACGAUUCAAUGACUGGAAUUAAGGUCAUUUCCAUGGUAUUGGCUGUAUGGGGAUUUGUUUCCUACGUUUACCAGCACUAUCUCGAUGAUCGCAACUCUCUGACUGGAAAAUAAUAAGUUCAAUUAAUAUUGUCAAGAGACAGUGUUGGUUAAUUAAUUACGCAGGAAGAGCUCAUGUGUGUGUAUAUAGUUUAUAUACAUAUAUAUAAAUACAUACAUAUAUAGUUAGUUAGUUAGUUAGUUUCAUUCCAGUGAGAGAGUUCACGUUAAUUUUAAUAGAAUUUCCCUCUCCCAAAGGCUACCAAACUCCUAUAUCAAAUGAUGUAUAAAAGCUAGAAAAAGAGAAUUGCUAUUUCAGAAUGAGAGAGUACUUUGCACGUAGCAA